This is a messenger RNA of Dictyostelium purpureum, 1737 nucleotides long. RefSeq lists its product as uncharacterized. Gene Ontology annotation, cellular component: mitochondrion. NCBI's taxonomy places the organism in Eukaryota, Evosea, Eumycetozoa, Dictyosteliales, Dictyosteliaceae. The transcript has a single exon. Gene Ontology annotation, molecular function: propionyl-CoA carboxylase activity. Bases 1 to 1665 code for a protein of 554 amino acids. The record is from RefSeq and is a predicted model, not a curated record.
AUGUUAGGUAGAAGAUUAUUAAAUAAAACUACUCUUUCAAUUUUAAAACAACAAACCAAAACUGGUUCAUUAGUUUGUUCAAGUAAAAAAUGUUUUUCAACCACUACUACAGCAACCAAAGAACCAUUCAAGGCUGUUAGAAUCGAAUCACAAAUUGAUAGAGUUUUGGGUAGAAUUCAAGAAGAAUCAGAUAGAGCUGAAUUAGGUGGUGGUAUUAAAAGAAUUGAUGCUCAACAUGCUAAAGGUAAAUUAUUAGCUCGUGAACGUAUCGAAUUAUUAUUAGAUGAAGGAUCAUUCAGAGAAUACGAUAUGUUAGUUACCCAUCGUUGUCAAGAUUUCAACGUUGAAAAGAUUCCAGGUGAUGGUGUCGUCACAGGUCAUGGUACAAUCAAUGGUAAAUUGGUAUUUGUUUUCAGUCAAGAUUCUACCGUCAAUGGUGGCAGUCUUUCAGAAGCUCAUGCUGAAAAGAUCUGUAAAAUUAUGGAUAAAGCAAUGUUAGUUGGUGCACCAGUUAUUGGUUUAAAUGACUCUGGUGGUGCUCGUAUUCAAGAAGGUAUUGCCUCUUUAGCUGGUUAUGCUGAAGUUUUCCAACGUAAUGUUAUGGCUAGUGGUGUCAUCCCACAAAUUUCAGUUAUUAUGGGACCAUGUGCUGGUGGUGCAGUUUAUUCACCAGCCAUCACUGAUUACAUUUUCAUGGUUAAAGAUACAAGUUACUUAUUUGUUACUGGUCCAGAUGUUGUCAAAUCAGUUACCAAUCAAGAAAUCUCACAAGAAGGUUUAGGUGGUGCUAAAGUUCAUACCACAAAAUCUGGUGUUGCUCAUCUUGCCUUUGACAAUGACAUUGAAUGUCUUAGAAAGGUUCGUGAAUUUGUCACUCUUCUUCCAUCUAAUCCAAACGAAACUGCCAUCAGAGAACCAUUCGAUUCACCAUCACGUGAAGAUGAAGUUUUAGAUGAUAUUAUUCCAGAUGAUCCAAAUAAACCAUACGAUAUGAAAGAAGUUAUCGAACGUAUUACUGAUGAAGGUGAAUUCUUUGAAAUUCAACCAGAUUUUGCCAAAAACAUUAUUGUUGGUUAUGGUCGUAUGGAAGGUCGUACCGUCGGUUUUGUUGCCAAUCAACCAAAAGAAUUAGCUGGUUGUUUAGAUAUCGAUGCCUCUGUUAAAGCUGCUCGUUUCGUACGUUUCUGUGAUUGUUUCAAUAUUCCAAUCGUUACUUUAGUCGAUGUUCCAGGUUUCCUUCCAGGUACCAACCAAGAACACAAUGGUAUCAUUAGACAUGGUGCUAAAUUAUUAUAUGCCUACGCCGAAGCUACCGUUCCAAAGAUUUCAAUUAUCACUCGUAAAGCUUAUGGUGGUGCUUAUGAUGUUAUGUCAUCUAAACAUCUUCGUGGUGAUACCAAUUACUCAUGGCCAACUGGUCAAGUUGCCGUUAUGGGUUCAAAAGGUGCUGUAGAAAUUAUCUUUAGAGGUAAAGGCGAUAUCAAAGAACAAGAACAAAUUUAUAAUGAUAAAUUUGCUAACCCACUUCCAGCUGCCAGAAGAGGUUUCAUCGAUGAUAUCAUCCCACCAAGAUUAACUCGUCAAUAUAUUUGUGAAGAUUUAGAAAUGCUUAAAAAUAAAAAAUUAUCAAAUCCAGCCAAGAAACAUGGUAACAUUGUUUUAUAAAAUCAAAUCCAAACAUAAGAUAAAUAAAUAAAAAAAAAAUAAAAAAUAAAAAAAUUUAUAUAUUAAAUUAUU